AUGUUAACAUAUUUAAGGCUCUUAAGAACAAAUAGUAAAAGUACAAUUACAGCUACAGCUACAGCUACAACUACAACUACAACUACAAAUGGUUUAAUUACGUCAGGAGUACAUGAACACUUUGGUACUGCGAAAAUUCCUGAAAGCUUGAAAAAUUUUUACGAGAAAAAAAAAGAAGAAAUGGAAAUGAAAAAGAAACAACUAGAAGAAAGAAAAAAAAAAAAGGAUAAGACUAAAAUUUCAAAGGAGAGGAAAAGCAAGUUUAAGUCUUCCAAGGGACAACAUAACGUCUUCUAG
This is a messenger RNA of Plasmodium malariae, 297 nucleotides long. Its product is annotated as conserved Plasmodium protein, unknown function. NCBI's taxonomy places the organism in Eukaryota, Apicomplexa, Aconoidasida, Haemosporida, Plasmodiidae. The coding region runs from base 1 to 297 and encodes 98 amino acids. The record is from RefSeq and is a predicted model, not a curated record. The transcript has a single exon.